UGAAAAGGAAAGUUUCCUUUAGACAGUUCAUAUGCUUUUUGCGGAAGACCGUUGGAGGCGACCGGAGGCCGAUUCUGGGCGAUCUCCACCGAUGAGGACUCCGACGAGGAAACGCCGACGACGCCGGCCGCGCCCGUUGCCUCGUCUCCGAUGGAGUUCUGCAGAACACCGUCCGAGGAGAGCUGCACUUUGCUACCUUCGGCUUUGUCAGCCAUCGCCCGCAAAGAGCAGAAAUGGCAGCGCCAGCGAGAGGCGGCCAGGAUACUCCGAUCAGGUAUGUCUUCUUGUUCCUCUUCUCCGUCUUUUCUUGCCAUGCCUUGUGCAGGAAAGCCGGUGAGGAGAUGCAGUUUCGUCACACCGGUGUUGAUACCGUCGACGUUUCUUCUUGAUUCGUUCGACGCGGAUGAAUGGAUUGAGGUACAACGGAGGAGGAGGAAGCGAUCGGUCUGGCGGCACCGGCGAUCUCAUCGGCCGGCCAGAUCGCACAUACAGAAUGUACAACAGCCUGCAGAUCGGGUUUUUUCAAAUUUUCAGAAAUUGGGCCAUGUGGGCUCGAGAUUGUCGGUGCCGUUGAUUUUUGACUUGGAUCAGCACGGUCGUAUGGGCCAUGAUCCGGUCAUUGAGGAUCGAGUUAAGCUGCGAAUCCCCCAAUUUGCUCGUGGGUUUUCGUAUCGCUUAGGGUUCCCUGAUCGUAAGCCGCCAGCGCCUGUAGUCACACCGCUCGCUUCCUCCUCUCUGCUGUCCAUGGCGAAUCGGGGCGGGUAUCCAAACCGUGGCCGUGGCCAGCAUGGGGGACGUGGAGGCUCGGGGUGGCAAGAUGGUUUUGCUGGUGAUGGAGGAGGACGUGGUGGCCGUGGCAGAAACUAUCACGAGGGCGGCCCAAGUGGUACCGCCGGUGAUGGCUCCGGUUCCGGUCAUGGUGGGGAUCAAGGUACAAAUGUGUUUGCGGAUGGUGUCUUCCGCGCAGGGCAAGGUCGACAGUACUCGGGUGGAGGGCGGAACUAUCAGGGAUACAAUAACCGUGGCGACGGUCGCCGCAACAUCGGAUACAAUGGUAAUAAUGUUCGCCGUUCUGCUCCGAUGAACAACAACAAUGGCUGGGUUGGCAAUGGCCAGGGCAGGUAUGCUGCUCAAACAGCGGGCUUGACGGAGUUACAGCAGAAGAUGGUGGCGGAAGCAGCGGAGGCAUUUGCUCGCCAGCUAGCUGGCCGCCCGGAUCCUUCACCGCCGGUGGUUCAGCAGCCGGUGGCCCAACAGCCGGCGACUCAACAGUUGUACAAAGAUACUAUGGUACCUUCAGGGACAGCGGUCGUGCGCCAACCUGGUCUCGCUAGAGCUGCGCCGGUGUAUGUACCGGUACAAAAUAAUGCUAUUGGGCAAGGGCAGCAACAACCAGGGGCUAAAAGGGCUGAAGAGGUGUUGUUGGCAGUGGCGGGAUGUGUUAAUGGGACAGAUUUGGAGGGUCUAACAGAGGAGGAAUUUGUCGCAGCUACUAAGAAGAGAGGUCCUAGUUGCUUUCGAUGUCGAAAGGUAGGGCAUUUCCUCAAUGAUUGUGUGGCGGUGUUAUGUGAAUGUUGCCAGAAACCGGACCAUGCCUCUAAGGAUUGUCCUUUACUUCGUGCUCCUCGACCUCGGCUUGCUAUGUAUGGUUUGGGUCACCCGGAUUUAGCCUUUUGGGAGUUGCCCCUUUCUGCUUCAGUUAGACCAAGAGUAGAGAAUACUAGAUUGGGAAGAGUGGAAGUAUCUGGUGGUGAGCUAUCUGUUGAUCAGUUGAUCACCCAUUUGCAGUGGAUUGUCCCUGAUCCUCUUUAUCAGUGGGAGGUUGAGCAAAUGGAAGAUAAUGUGUUCAGAGUGAAUUUCCCAAGUAAAGUUGAGUUGGUCAGAGUACAACAUUUUGGGAGAUUUCAUGUCGCCGACUCCAAUAUUGUUCUCUUAUUUGACUUUUGGAAGAAGGAGGUCAAACCUGCUUGGGUACCUGAAGAUGUCUGGGUAAGGGUGUCUGGCUUGCCUCCUGUUGCUCUGGAUGAUUAUUUAGCUCUUUGGGCACUUGGUGAUGUCUUUGGUAAGACUUUGGAUAUUGAUAUCGCUUUUACUAGGCAAAAUAAUGUUCUACGCAUGCUUAUUACAUGUCUUGAUACUGCCCUUAUACCUGACUCAUGGGAUCUCAAAAUCAAACAUGAAUUUUUUCGUUUGAGGUUUGAGGUGGAGGGAGUUCAGCCCUCUAAUAAUCUUGAUGUCACUAUGUCUGAGGCGCCGGGGGAUGGAGGUGAUGAUGACUCACAUUCUAAUCUCCAUGAUAAGUCGGGGGGGUAAUGAAAAUGAUUUUAGUGCUAAAAGAGCUAAGAGCACAGGGGAGAAGAAUGGUGAUACAGGAACAUCAAACUCUCAGCCUGAUAUUAAUACAAAAUCAGUUUGCACGCUUGGCUGCAAGGGUGACAAUGUUGAUGCUGGGGACAUCAAGAGCAAAACUGUGCUUGAGUCUAAAAAUACACCAAGUUCUGUGGUGGAGGGUGUCGACAAGUCUGGGCUGCAUACACCUAUAACUAGUCAACAGUACACACAGGCUGGGAUGCUUAAUAAGGCGUAUGCGCCUGUUUCUCCGCGCGUCGGCGAGGUUCUGGCGCAGCGAACGUCGAUCACGCCUGGGGUGCAUGGCGCACGCGCCCCGGAGCAUGCUCAGCUGGGCCAGCAGGGUGUCGCUGCUUCGUCUGCGAAGCAUGCGAUCGUCUCGCCGCGCAGCACAGUGGCGACUGAGCGAGCUAUUGCGGCAGUGCCGCGCGACACAGUGCAUGUGGGCGACGACCUGGCUGCAACGCAGCACGCUGUGCAUGGAUUUGACACAAACAUGCACAUGUAUGGGGCAUCGCCGGGGAAGGAUACGUCCAUCAAGCAAGACAAGGGAAAUGCGGAUACCCCAUCGGCUCCAGUUAUUUUGAUGAAAGAGACACCUAGGACAUACACUAAAGAGCAAAUUGUGGCCUUUGGGGGAAUUCAAGAGGAGGCGAGGAGGGAUGUGCGGUCGAGUGGAAGACUGCGCUCUCAGCGAAUGCCGAUAUGACGCAAAUGGAGAUGGCGAUGUUGAUCGCGAAGAGCCGCGCGGAUAUGCCAGUGAUAGGUUAUCCGGCGAGCUGCUCACUCAAUUCAACAGUGGGUUUUGCUUCUCCCAUUGGACCAGCGGGAGGCUAUGGUUAUUGGAUGCAACCGGAUGCUAGCGGUUGCGCAGGACUUCUUUUUCCAGGCUACUGGGUGGCGACAUCAUAAUAGAUUAGCAAAUGCAUAGCCGAUCUAUCUGUCGUACUUUUAGCUGGUUGAUUCAUGUAUCGACCUUAGCUUUCCCUUAAAUGUAAUAAGUUUUGUUGGAACUUUUGAGACUUGAUACACCUUUUUAAUAAAACAAGCCGUGUGCAUCUAUUGAUGCAGAGGCUGGGGCUAUGCUCCUUAUCGAAA
Molecule: messenger RNA, 3447 nt
Organism: Lolium perenne
Lineage: Eukaryota; Viridiplantae; Streptophyta; Magnoliopsida; Poales; Poaceae
Source: RefSeq, a predicted model, not a curated record